This is a messenger RNA of Talaromyces proteolyticus, 1624 nucleotides long. RefSeq names its product DUF250 domain membrane protein. The record is from RefSeq and is a predicted model, not a curated record. Gene Ontology annotation, cellular component: Golgi apparatus; endosome; trans-Golgi network. Lineage: Eukaryota; Fungi; Ascomycota; Eurotiomycetes; Eurotiales; Trichocomaceae. Bases 425 to 1624 code for a protein of 399 amino acids. Gene Ontology annotation, molecular function: antiporter activity. The transcript is spliced from 4 exons.
UAAUCCCACUUUGUCCGUCGCGCCAAAGCCCACAGAAUUUUCUCCCGCUCCAUUCCAUCCCUUGACCCUUCCCUUGGCUCCCCCCGAUUCCGUCUGCCAUCAUAAUUACUGCUUCCUCUCCUCCCUCUCGCAUUCCCUCCUAUGCCCGUUUACGUCCUGCUCUUCUGAUUCGAGUACCCUUUUCGUUUCGUCCUUUUUCGUCUUUACCAUCCGCAAUUGACCACAGCCACUCGUUCAACCCUUUUCUGACGCCGUUUCCUUUCCCCGCCACUGGGCUUUUUGAUACUCUUUUAUUAAUCCACUUCUCUUGUCCCAUCCGCUCCCCGUGGCAUCCUCAUCGUUCGGCACCAGCAGCCUCCUUCGGCAACGCCCUUUCGAACUCAACCAAUUCUUUCGUGACCAGGCUCGUUUCUUGACCGCGACAAUGUCUGAAGGUGAAAAGGCUCGUACCUCUGGCGAGGUUUCUCGUCCGGAACCCACCCUCCCAACCGUCAACCCAGAUGCACAGAAGUCAGAGCCCGCCAAGGCCGCCCUGCAUCCUGCUUUCUAUGUGAGCACAUGGAUUGCCCUAAGCUCUAGUGUGAUCUUGUUCAACAAGCACAUCCUUGCGAACGAGAGUGCUCCAUUCCCCAUUUUCUUGACGACAUGGCACUUGGCCUUUGCGACUUUGAUGACCCAGAUCCUGGCCCGCACCACCACCCUCUUGGACGGUCGCAAGUCUGUCAAGAUGACUGGCCGUGUCUAUCUGCGUGCUAUUGUUCCCAUCGGUAUUUUCUUCAGUUUGAGUUUGAUCUGCGGUAAUGUCACCUACCUGUACCUGAGUGUCGCCUUCAUCCAAAUGCUCAAAGCCACCACUCCCGUUGCCGUGCUGUUCGCUACCUGGGGUCUGGGAAUGUCCCCUGUGAACUUGAAGGUCCUCUUGAACGUCUCUGCCAUUGUUGUCGGUGUCAUUAUUGCUUCUUUCGGCGAGAUCAAGUUUGUCUUCAUCGGUUUCUUGUUCCAGAUUGGAGGUAUCAUCUUUGAAGCCAUUCGUUUGGUUAUGGUCCAGCGCUUGUUGAGCUCUGCCGAGUUUAAGAUGGACCCUCUUGUCUCCUUGUACUACUUUGCUCCCGUCUGUGCCGUCAUGAACGGUGUUACCGCGCUCUUCUUGGAGGUCCCCAAGAUGUCCAUGACCAACAUUUAUGACACUGGUCUCGUAACUCUCACUGCCAACGCUAUGGUCGCUUUCUUGCUGAACGUCUCCGUCGUUUUCUUGAUUGGCAAGACUUCGUCCCUGGUCAUGACCCUCUGCGGUGUCUUGAAGGAUAUCCUCCUUGUCGCUGCUUCCAUGGCUAUCUGGCACACCCCGGUCACCGCCCUCCAAUUCUUCGGUUACUCGAUUGCCCUCGGUGGUCUUGUUUACUACAAGCUCGGUGGUGACAAGAUCAAGGAGUACACCAGCCAGGCUAACCGCUCCUGGGCUGAGUACGGAUCUACCAACCCUGGCCAGCGCCGUGCUGUCGUCAUUGGCGCUAUUGUUAUUGGAUUCUUCCUUUUCGUUGGUGCGCUUGCUCCCAGCUAUGCACCGGAGUCCGUUGACCGCUUCCGUGGUGCUCUGGGCAGCGCCUCUACCGGCAACGCCUAA